This is a messenger RNA of Epinephelus moara (kelp grouper), 7646 nucleotides long. RefSeq names its product BMP2 inducible kinase (gene bmp2k). The record is from RefSeq and is a predicted model, not a curated record. Bases 566 to 4054 code for a protein of 1162 amino acids. Gene Ontology annotation, molecular function: protein kinase activity; ATP binding. Gene Ontology annotation, biological process: protein phosphorylation. The transcript has 16 exons. NCBI's taxonomy places the organism in Eukaryota, Metazoa, Chordata, Actinopteri, Perciformes, Serranidae.
GCUAACUAGCCGCGUCGCCCGAGUGAAGUGAGCAAGUCGCGGCGUGUGAAGCUAACCGCGCCGAGGCUACUUUUGGAGGGAUACCGAGUCGGAUAUAUUCCUUGGAGGGAUUCGUGCUGCCAACUCUUUGUCAGGUGUAUUAUUGCGCCUCUCCUCCUGCCCUUUUUUCAUUGUUGGCGGAGCGUCCUGACUGCACACCGCUGUCUCCAUGCAUGCUAGCAACGGCUGCAACCGCCAGCUACAGUGAUGUGUCACAUUAGCUAACGAAUCUUUUUUUGACCAUUUGUGAGUGGAUGCUGUCACUGGUACGAGCUUUUUGGAGACAGACGGGGUUGUAUCAUCCCACCGUGACGCCCGUGUAUUAACUGUACUUUCAUGUCGUAUCACCCGACAGCUAGUUGUCCCUCCAGAAGAACCAGACGCGGAGCAUGCAGGAGAAGAAAAGACCACAGAUAAGUAGAUAGGGGACGUCGGACACAACCGAGUUAAAUUGGACUGUGUGGUUAAUCUACCACCAACAACUGGGAUUGCAUUUGGUGGCCGGACUGACAGAGAAAGUACGAGGAUGAAGAAGUUUUCUAGAAUGCCAAAGUCCGAGAGCGGAGGGCUCGGAGGGGCGUCCGGGUCCGGCUCCAGCUCCGGAGUCAGCAGCUACUUCGGGAAAGUGUUUGCAAUCGGGCGGUUCCAAGUCACCGUGGAAGAGCUCAUUGCAGAAGGGGGCUUCUCGGUGGUGUUUCUGGCUCGUACACACAGUGGUGUCCGCUGUGCUCUCAAAAGGAUGUACGUCAACAACGUCCCAGACCUGAAUGUGUACAAGAGAGAGAUCACUAUCAUGAAAGAGCUGUCAGGCCACAAGAACAUUGUCGGAUACCUGGACUCCACAAUCAACGCUGUGUCGGACAGCGUCUGGGAGGUUCUGAUCCUCAUGGAAUACUGUAAAGCGGGUCAGGUGGUGAAGCAGAUGAACCAGCGGCUGAAUGUGGGCUUCAGUGAGGCGGAGGUCCUCCACAUCUUCUGUGACACCUGCGAGGCCGUGGCCCGCCUGCAUCAAUGCAAGACACCCGUCAUCCACAGAGACCUCAAGGUUGAAAACAUCCUGCUGAACGACCAGGGAAACUAUGUGCUGUGUGACUUCGGCAGUUCCACUCACAAGAUUUUGCUGCCACAUAAAGAUGGAGUGACUGCCGUGGAGGACGAGAUUAAGAAGUACACGACCCUCUCAUAUCGGGCGCCAGAGAUGAUUAACUUGUACGCAGGGAAAGCCAUCACCACUAAGGCUGAUAUAUGGGCACUUGGAUGCUUGUUGUACAAGCUGUGUUUCUUCGCACUUCCAUUUGGGGAGAGUCAAGUUGCCAUAUGUGACGGAACCUUUAUUGUUCCAGAUAACUCCAAGUUCUCCUUCAAGUUGCACUGUUUAAUCAGAUAUAUGCUCGAACCAGACCAGGAGAAGAGACCAGACAUUUACCAAGUGUCCUACUUUGCCUUCAAAUUAGCUGGAAAAGACUGUCCAGUGCCAAAUCUCUUUAACUCUCCCAUCCCCACGUCGCUCCCAGAGCCUCUAACAGCCAGUGAGGUUGCUGCUAGGAAAAGCAUGACGAAAGCCAGGAUAACAGACGCUGUGGGCCCAACGGAAACAUCCAUAGCUCCCAGACAGAGGCCAAAAGCAGCAAACAGUAACGUCCUGCCCCUCGCCAACACUGUCACCCCUGUCAAAAUGACCGUGCCUUCAGCACCCGUCAGCAACGGCCAGAAAGCUCCCACCCCUGGCUCUGGGCAGCCAUCCAUGCAGCCCCAGCCCAGCAGUCAGCAGCACAGAGUCCUGCAGCAGCUACAGCCUGGUGACCUGCGUCUACAGCAGCUACAACAGCAACAACAACAUCACCACCAACAACAACAAGCAGUGCAGCAGCAACAUGCAAAUGCACAGCAACUCCAAUACCUCCAGUACCAACAGGCUGUGCAGCAGUCCCUCCAGCUUCAGCAGCAGCAGGCCCUCCUCCAGCAGCAGCAGCAGCAGAUGAUGAUGCAGCCCAUGUACCAGCAGCAGGUUGCCCAGGCUCAGGCCCAGGCUCAGUACGCAGCCAUGCUGCACCAGUACCAACAGGCUUUUGUUCAGCAGCAGCAGCAGCAGCAGCAACAUCAUCAACAUCAACAACAACAACAUCAGCAGCAGCAGCAGCUUCAUCCCGCUCAGCAGCCUCUCCCCUAUAUGUCCUCCCCUCUUGAGUUCCAGAUCCCGUUGGGUUCCUAUAACGCCACAACACCCACUGCUGGAGCUGGAAGUGUCCAGAUAGGUGGACCGUCGCCUGUGGAUCCCUCUUACACUAACCCCAGUCGAAACCCUCUGCUUGCCUCAGAUGGGAUCACACCUCCCUCUCAGAGCUGCAACAGUACAGUCAGUAACCCCCCUGACAUGUCGCGCUGGAACCCUUUCGGAGAGGACAACUUCUCCAAGCUGACCGAGGAGGAGCUGAUCGACCGGGAGUUCGACAUGCUCAGAGCAAAAAAGCCAGUGGAGAGAACAGCCAGCGUUGAAGCGGACCGACCGCUGCCUGCUGCCUCCGCCGCCAAGCCCCUGCCACCAGAGGACCUGUUCGGCUCGGUCCCGUUCGUGGCCAGCGCAGGUACCGAUGAGAAAAAGACUGAGCAGAGCAGUGAGGAGGUCGGCCUUCCUGCGCUCGUAUCCACCUCUACAGAGGCUCUGCAGCUAGUGGCGCCUAAGGAGCACAAACCAGGCAAAAAGAGCAGCUGCAGACCAGGAGAGGAGUCUGACAGCGACUUUGAGUCCGACCCUCCUUCGCCAAAAAGCAGCGAGGAUGAAGAGGUGGAGGAGGAAGAAGGCCUGAACAGUGAGCACGGUGACGACACCGAGCCAGAGAAUCUUGGACAGAGGCCUCUGCUGAUGGACUCUGAAGAGGAGGGAGAGGACGAUGAAGACAAACACAGCUCUGACUCGGACUACGACCCCAGCAGGGUCAAGAGCCGCUCAAAGAAAGCUCUGGCCAGUAAAGCAGCUUCAGCCGCCAGGAGGAGUCCUAAGGAUUCUGCCAUGACUCUGAUCACCCCUCCUGAGACGCCCAGCGGAGCCAGAGCUGCUUCAGCGACCGAUUCUGUGGAUGUUUUUGGUUCUAUUCCCUUCCUUGGAGGAACCUCGCCUGUCGGGCCUUCAGAAAGCUCGGACAUCUUUGCCAAAGCGCCUUUCAGGCAAGUCAGCCAUGAGCAGCAAGCUUCGGACGAAUUUGAUGUUUUUACCAAAGCGCCAUUCAGCCGGAACCUCUCCAAGUCGGGCAAGAGUGGCAGUGAUGUUCACAUGGGCCAAACGCCGCCCGUUUCCCCCGAGGGCAUUGACAUUUUCGGGUUCUCUCCCUUCCAGCCGGGCCCCACCGCACCGCCUCCCACCACCUCCAGAAGCGCAGAAGAUAUCUUCCAGCAGUCUUUUGAGGACUCGGCCAGCCCUCAGCAGCAGAGGCUGAAGCAGCGCAGCCUCCAGAAGCUGUCGUCACGCCAGAGAAAAACCAAGCAGGAGACCACGGCAGGCGGCAGCAAUGGCAAACGCCACCACGGUACGCCGACCGGAGGCCGCAAGACCAACAAGCCAACUUACCGCACACCUGAGCGAGUCCGCAGACACAAGAAGGUCGGCCGGAGAGACUCGCAGAGCAGCAACGAGUUCCUUAGCACCUCUGACUCUAAAGAGAACAUCAGUGUUGAUAUAACCAUGGCUGAAGGGAAAGACAAAGGAGCUUCUCUGCCGGUGGACGAGGCCCUUUUAGACCCCUUUGGAGCGAAGCCUUUCCAUCCUCAGGACGGCAGCCGGCAUGGCCAGUAUCAAGGACUCACCGACACCAAGAGCGACAUGGGCGCAGCCAAUGGCAAGUCCUGGACAGGCUCCCUUCACGGCGCUCUUGGAGACAGCAGCAUGGAUGAUUUUGGGGCAGUGCCCUUCACAGAAAUGGUCAUCCACAGUGGACCUCAGCAGCCGCAGCCGCCACCGCCCUCACAGCCAGUGGACCUCGACCCGUUUGGAGCUGCACCUUUUCCCCUGAAGCAGUGACUUUAUUUGCGUCUUCCCACUCUACCAGUUGCUGUUAAAUAACCCCUGAGCUUUUCUUUUUGGCUUGGGAACAUCUUCAACCAAUCCCGAGAGCUGACAAUGUCCUAAUGCUUCUCUUUUUUAAAAUAACUUUUUAAUACAUCUUUUAGUUUGAAUAACAAAAACCUAAAUCCUGUGGAGUGUGAGUGAUGUUUCCACAUAUCUUCAGCUGUACCUGUUUUGCUGAGAAGCCUUUUAUGCUGCAUCUUAACGCUCGUAAAGACGUUUGAACCGGAACGGAAAACCCACUCGAUAAAUCGUACUGUGAUUAUAAGCUUAACAUUUGACCGCUUGACUCGCUGCAAAAAGCUCUUUAUGGCUUGCCUUCUGAUCUACCAAUAUGUUUUUUUAGCACCACAAAGCCUUACCUGAGCUGGGCUCCGCCUCGCUGCACAGUACCUCGGAAACCACGACACAAUCGGCCCACGUUGGACUUUCAUGUCGGUGGAAUCGUUUGGGAGUUGACCUUAACCACUUUGUUUUAUCCUUAUUAGAUCUUUCUCUAUGCAUAAUUUCACCGUAGUCUUUACACAGCCCAGCGUGGCUGCGGUUUGUGUUGCGUUACACUUUGAAUACCAGAAGGGAUCGAAUUUUAUUGUACUUCUGUAAAAGUUAAUUGGGUCAGGUUUAAAUUUAGACUCUUAACUCUUUCCUUUUUUUUCUAACAGUAAUCUUCUAGGUAAGUACUGUUAAUAUUGUUUUUUUAUUAAGUUCAACAAAUUCUGUUAGAAAUAAGGAAGAGAUGAAACACAAAGCCACAUUAGAUCACUAGUCUAGGUUUGUGUUUUAAGAACUUUGACCACUUCAAGAACUCACAAGCUGUACCGCCAUUUUCUCAGCAGUGUUAAGAGCUCCUAACAUUAGAUGAUGUAACAUUUUCAGAAUUAUUUAUGCUGAAGAAUAAAUGGGAGGUGUGUGAUGAGUUAAAGGAACAGGCUGAUGGUAUUCUAUAUAACUUUUGUUAGUGUCAACAAAUCCAAGAAAAAGACCGCAACCAACAAUAUGUUUGUCCGACUUUUAGUACUUUGUGACUUCCUGUCUGCAGCUCUAUAGUCUGACUCACCAGAUGUAGACUGUGGCUAUAAGCCUGCCAUCAGGCUCAGGCUCCCAGGAAGUGUGCCAGGGCUUUGAAGCCAAUUUUAGAGAUAGGUCUGGUUACAAAAGACUAGUGGCUCUCAGAACCCAAGCCCAUUGGUUCCUACUGAAGACGUAACUCUAUAAAGGAAUGAAUGAGUGACCAACAUUUAAGUACAGUAGUGUUGAUUGUCGUCUACUUCACUUUUAACAAAGCUGCCUGAAAUAUUGUCCUCCUGAUGCGCACUCCCCCCCCCAACAUUUCCUGUUUGGAGCUGCGAUUUCAGUGUUUUUAAACCAUUCAUUUUACCGCUCACAACUAGGGCUGCAACUAACGAUUAUUUUCAUUGUCGACUAAUCUGUCGAUUAUUUCUUCGAUUAGUCGACUAAUCAUUUUAACGAAAAAUAUGUUAAAAUGUUGAAAAUGUCGGUCUGUCUCUCCCAAACCCCAAAAUUAUUUCAUCUAAUGUUUUGUUUCGUACUCACGCCAAAAAGGGUUUGAGUUCACCGUCAUGGGAGAGUGUGUAAAGCUGCCAAUAUUUGAACGUAAGAAGCUGCAAUAAGAGUAUUUUGGGGUACUUUUCUAUGAAAAAUGACUCAAACCGAUUAGUCGACUACUAAAAUAGUAGUCUCUAUAUACAGACUCCACAUUCAGUGAAUGUGGAGUCUGUAGGCAAACCCCGGAGAUCUUGCCCCAGGAAGAAGAGCAGAAGAGCCCUGGUUUCCGGUUGUAGGCUGUGUGUAGUCCACAUGAUAUUGAUCAAUCACGUUUGAGACGGCUGCAGUUGUUGCCAGGUUAAACGGUCCGUGCAGUGAACUAACGAGGCGGAACAUAAUUGGCGUCACUGCAAACUCUGAAUCCAUCGCAAUGGUUCAGCAUAUUAACUUAUAUAUAAACGGAAGUCGGAAACGGAAAUUCGCCUCCUCCGCCCAAAUCAAACCGGAAUGCCAAAAAAUCGGGGGUCUGCCCCCAGAGGCUGUAUCGCCGUCUGCUGGAAGUCAGAUGCCGAAUACAGCCGAUGGGUUCCGAGAAUGUUUAAAUAGUCACCGAUUAUUUUAAUAGGCGAUUAGUCAUCGACUAGUUGAUUAAUCGUUGCAGCUCUACUCGCAACUAAUUAUGUACGUAUGCGAUGUGAUCAUGUAGCAGGCUUAAAUCAAAGCAAAAAUAUUACAGGAAAGGCAAAACUUAUUUGAUAUAACAUCUCGACAGUCUCUUAGAUUAUGUAUUUUAAUUUGAAAUGGUGUAUUUUGAUAGCAUUACAUGUUUCUUUUUUUUUCUUAAUUUCAGAGAUUCUGUGAACCACUAGAGGGAGCUCACGUACUCAGACAUGUACAGUAGUUUGAGAACCAGCGGUUUGGGAUUGAUACCACAGACCGCUAGCUUAUCUUAGCAUAAAGACUGGAAACAACAAUCUGCCUACCAGUACCUGUAAGGCUCACUAAUUACAUUUUUUUUUUUUUUUUUUUUUUACAGGACGUCAUGCUAGAGACUUUCUUGGCCUGGAGCAGUGACGUCCUCGAGUCCCUCUGAUUUCCUGGUAAACUCACGAUGACGACACGACUCUAGGAAGUUGCUGCGCCCGGCCAAGAGAGGUGCUGGUAGGCAGAUUUUGUUACCUUUGGUCAGAGCUAAGCUCGCCAAACCGUUUCCUCUCGUUCUUCCAGUCUUUAUGUUAAGCUAAGCUAAGCUAAGCUCAGCUCCUGUCUUCAGCUUCAGAGUCGGGUAUAAAUCUUCUUAUCUAACUCUCAGCAAGUUUUUUUCCUCCCAUGUGCCCAAUGUCAAACUGUUCCUUUAAAAACAGCUCACAAAGAUAAAUUUAAUUUUAAAUAAGGUUCAGUAAUUUUCUAAAACAGCAAAGCAUAAAAGCUUAAAAGUGCAUUUUAUUAGGGACUAUUUUCAGCUGCGGAUAAAUACACAUUUGGGGCAGCAGGAUGUUGAAAGUGAGACUGACUCAGCAAAAACUAGAGAGAGAAAUAAGAUAUGAGGUUUUGGACACUUGCCAGUGGGAUCAGUUCGUUACUGGUUUUGGUCUUUUCGUGUUAUUUGUUGACAUUAACAACUCAGAAUAUCACAUUAUUCUUUAACGCAGGUCUUUCUGCUGCAGAAUGUGAAUUGACAAUUUCAUAAAGGGAAACAAAAUUCAACACUCAGAAAUCUGUGAUGUGUCAUCAGGUCAUUUGUUUGCUGAAAUCUUCCACGAACUCAUUCUCUGUGUGCUCGACAUCGACGGCCUUAAGCACUGCAUUUACCUUCACAGCCAUCGGCACAUUGUUUGAAUAAAACCUGCAGGUUGCUGUGUUUUCACCAGUGGAACCAUUUCAUACAACUGCUUUCCAUCUUUUCUUUUUUCCACAGGGGUAAAUCUGAUACUGUAUUUAUCAUGCUAUACUGCUGUUUGAUGCAAUAAAAAAAGAGUCCUCUCAGUGCAGCUUGAGGUGGAUUCCAUACAGUGUAAAUUAAAACAAACACUUUUCAACA